UCUUGUUGGUGCUGCAAAGCUGUAAGGAGUGGUGGGGAGGCAGGCUCUUUAGUGGGCCCAAUUGAGGUGGGCCCAAUGUGUGAGGUAGUCCGCCUGAGUAGCUCUGAUGAGGAGGAGGAGGUCCGUGACGAUGGCUGCAGUUGGGCUGGCCUACGUCGGAAGUAUACACCACCAAAGAAGUGGUGGAGUAAUGGUGGUGUACUUCUAGAGGCCGCAUCGGAUGCUGUUCAGCGUGAGGAGGUGGGAAUUCAAGCAGGAACCAGCUCCCACCGUGGGAAAAGGGCCCGGCCUUUGAAGAGGAUGCAGCAGGGUCCUGCCAGGAAGCUUCCCAGGCAGAAAGUGGAAAACCUGAACACCGUGAAGAAGGAGCUCGCCAAGAUCAAGAACAAAGUGGAUUCUCUGCUGUCCUGCGUGGAACGCCUGGAGAACAAGGAAAAGCCCCAAGGCAGGAAAAGGGGCAGGCCUCCAAAGAAGCAAGGCGAGUCAAGCAAUGACAAACAGACCGCUGCUUCCAACACUGGCUAUGGCAGUUCUACAUCCCAAUCCUCCGGAGGAAGAGGCUGUUACCAGGCGAAGCAGAAGGAAGGCAUGAAGACUGAGGAGGAAGGAAACCCACUGCCCGACAUGGAAGACACCAUAAUGCAGUUCAACAAACAGAGGAACAACAGAACCUACAAGCCAGCCAAGCGCAGGGUGAGCUGGGCACCAACAGUCACCGUAUGGGGCAGCACAGGCAGCCCUGCUUAGUAGGGGCUCGCCUAGAAGAGGAGGACACAGAAGACUGAGGCGUACAGGACCUGCUGAGGUGGCUCCAGGAUGCUGGAGGUACAGCCUGCCAUUGCUGAGAAGCUAGAGCACAGCAGAAACACCACACAGGCCAAACAGCUGUGUUCCCUGCCGGCCUCAGUGGGCCACCAAGGCACACAUUCUACAGCCACCCUCAGCAGGCCCUCACCCUCAGAUAUUUGAGCCCAGGCUCACUAUUGUCCUCACUCUUGGCCUCUCCAGGCUCCUACAGGUGGUCUAUUUCCCAGUAAAAAAGAAUUACAUUAAAACCACUGAAUUGUUCCUCAUUCUCUUAGAAAGAUUGUUCUGGCUCAAAAAUAAAUAAAAUGCAUUGUUCCUUCUGC
This is a messenger RNA of Trichosurus vulpecula (common brushtail), 1130 nucleotides long. Its product is annotated as RNA-binding Raly-like protein. NCBI's taxonomy places the organism in Eukaryota, Metazoa, Chordata, Mammalia, Diprotodontia, Phalangeridae. Bases 76 to 747 code for a protein of 223 amino acids. The record is from RefSeq and is a predicted model, not a curated record. The transcript has 3 exons.